Molecule: messenger RNA, 5780 nt
Organism: Bombina bombina (fire-bellied toad)
Lineage: Eukaryota; Metazoa; Chordata; Amphibia; Anura; Bombinatoridae
Gene: MTCL2
Product: suppressor of glucose, autophagy associated 1
Exons: 15
Coding region: 182-5062 (1626 amino acids)
Biological process (GO): regulation of autophagy; insulin receptor signaling pathway
Source: RefSeq, a predicted model, not a curated record
UGUAUAGGGAGGACACAUCACUGUCCGUUAUACCGAACUAGGCGUGUGGUACCGGGCACCGAACGGAGUGUCAACUGGGCUGUUCAGUGAGUAGUGUAGCAGAGAAAGUAACGGGCCCAUUAAUCUCAAAUACCCUUUGCACGGUUUACACCGGGAGACCACCGCACCGAGAAACGUAGUGAUGGAGCCGGGAGGGCCCGGUGGGGGGACCCCUCCCCCGGCUCCUGCGAAGAAGAAACUAAACCGGGCUCCGUCCCCUGCCCGGCCCAAGGAUCUGAGCGGAUGGUGCUUACCGAAGACCCGCAGAUCAUCACCAGCCUCCUUGCCAGGGUUUCCCCCGGUGCCCCGCAGGCCGCUCCCGUCUCCCGGGACCAAGAAACAAUCGGGUGCCAGAGCAGGCAGCAAGGCCAAGGGAUCUCAGGGUGCUCUUGGGCCGCGAACAGACAGCAGCUCAGAGGGGUCGUGCGCCUCAGAAGAGAGCAGUAGCCGAGGGAGCAGUGAGGAGGGAGGGGUGUCCGCAGCCUCCAGCCGCAUGCAGCUCAGCAACUCCCUGGCUUUCUCAGACCUUACAGAGGAGAUGCUGGAUGGGGGAACUGAGGUACUUUUACGGGAGAUGGAAGAGUUGCGUUCUGAGAACGACUACUUGAAGGAUGAAAUUGAGGAGCUUAGGUCCGAGAUGCUGGAGAUGAGGGAUGUGUAUAUGGAGGAGGAUGUUUACCAGCUUCAAGAACUCCGGCAGCAGCUGGAGCAGGUCCACAAAACAUGUCGCAUCCUACAGUACAGACUGAAGAAAGCUGAGCGACGGGGGUUACGGGUGGCACAGACGGGACAGGUUGAUGGAGAGCUCAUAAGCACCAUGGAGCAAGAUGUGAAGGUGGCUAAAGAUGUCUCAGUGCGUCUUCAUAAUGAGCUGGAGGCGGUGGAGAAGAAGAGGAUCAAGCUAGAGGAGGAAAACGAGGAAUUGCGCCAGCGGUUGAUUGAGACUGACCUGGCUAAACAGGUGCUGCAAAAUGAGAUGGAAAAGACUAAAGAGAACUCUUUAAAAAAGAGGCGGUCGUCUUCAAAAGUGGAAAAGAAACCAUCUCCACAGGAGGACAGUGCAGAUUUAAAAUGUCAGCUACACUUUGCUAAGGAAGAGUCUGCUCUAAUGUGCAAAAAGCUUUCAAAGUUGGCUAAAGACAAUGACAGCAUGAAGGAGGAGUUGGUGAAAUACAGAUCAAUGUACGGGGACCUAGACAGUUCGUUGUCAAUUGAAGAGCUGGCCAACUCUCCACAUUCACGAGAGGCAGAGGUGAAAGUGCACCUUAAGCUAGUAGAAGAGGAAGCCAACCUGCUGAGUCGAAGGAUAGUAGAGCUGGAGGUUGAGAAUAGGGGUUUAAGGGCAGAGAUGGACGAGAUGAAAGUACAUGGUGACAGAGAGCUUUUAAAUCAAGAUUCCAGGUUUAAUUUUCUGUGUGGGGAAUCUAGUGAUAAUUUUGUGGAGCUAAGGAGACAUCUCCAGUUUGUGGAGGAAGAGGCAGAACUUCUCAGGAGAUCACUAAUGGAGCUGGAGGACCAAAACAAGCUGCUGAUGAAUGAACUGAAUAAAUAUAAGUCUGAUCAUGACCUUGACAUUACCUUUUCAGAGGACAGUUGCUCUGUAAUAAGUGAACCUUCUCAGGAGGAGCUCACAACUGCCAAAAUGCAGAUCAGCGAACUGAAUGGCAAGGUUAAAAAGCUCCAGUACGAGAACCGGGUGCUUCUCUCAAACCUCCAACGAUAUGACCUUGCUUCUUGCCAGGCCACUAAACCCCUGAUGGAGACUGAUGCAGAAGCUGGAGAUUCUGCACAGUGUGUCCCAUCACCUCUCUGGCGUGAAGGGCCUAUAGGAGGAGAAAAUGAAAUUAGUGACUCUAAGGAACGGCUUGGGAAAGGUGCCCUUAAAUCACCUGACCGUUCUCAUUCCCCAUCCAGGAUUUUAAAGUCAAAAGAAUUAGAGAACCUUCUUGGCAUCAGGACACAAGCCAGGUUAAUCAGUAAAGCCAUUGAAGUCUUAACAUCAGAUUCAAAUGGCUUUCCUUCGGGCAUCAAACUGUGCACAGAUAAUGACUGUGGAGACAUUUUGUUAACUGAGGCAGUUGAUAACAGUGAAGUAACAAGUGACUCAAAGCUAAUCAGUGCUAUUUUUACCAAACUUGCCAUGUUACAACAGGAGCUUAAUUGCUUUACAAAGAAGGUUGAUACUCUAGGAGAUUGUUGUAAAGAGCAGAUUAAUUCAGUAGCACUACUACCUGGAAUAAUAUCUCUUGAUACCUCAAAGGAUUCUUCAAGGAAAGAGCACAGUUCAGACUUACAGCAGCCUGAGUGUAGGAAUUGCCAACAGAGGGAAGAAUCUCAUAGGAAGAAGAUUGAGGAGGACCACAAUUAUGACCAGACCAGAAGUUACAAGACAUACCAACCUGAAGAUAAUGAAUCUUAUGCAGCUGAGAUAAAAGAUUUGCAGUUGGUGCUGUCAGAUGCCAACGAGACUAUUCAAGGGCUCCAAGAUCAGCUGUCCCAUGAGCGACAGCUCCGUAAGGAGGAUGAGGAGGCCUAUAACAUGAAGGUCAACCAGCUGAAAGAGGAUCAGCAGAAGCUGCUUUUGAGACGUGAAUUUGAGCUGCAGAGUCUUGGCCUUCAGAGGAGGUUGGAACAGAAGUUCUGGAGCCAGGAGAAGAACAUGCUGGUGCAGGAGACCCACCAGUUCAAGCAGAGCUUCCUGCUGCUCUUCAUGAAGCUCAAGUGGUUCCUGCAGCGCUGGAAACAGGGGAAGGUCCUGAAGCCUGAGGAAGAAGACUAUCUCGAGGUAAACAGUGUGAAAGAAUUAUACCUGCUGAUUGAACAAGAAGAGCUGAAUCCUCAGCCCACUGACUAUAAGCUCUCUGAAGGAGACUGGCCUCAGAAUAUGAGUAGAGAAUCAAUGAAAAUCCUGUCCGAUGUUAAGGGAAUUCUGAAAGAUUUCUGCAACCAGUUACAGGAGGAGAGAAGGGGAAUGAACGAGCUCCAGCAGCAGUUUGCCAAGGCAAAGUCAGCUUGGGAAAUGGAGAGGACAGAACUCAAGCUGGAGUCUGCAAAACACGGAUCAGAUAGAGCACUCUUUGACCUAAAGGCAGCAAUGAAGCGAGUUCGAGAAGAGCACCAGCAUCUUCUUGCUGAAUCCUACAGUGCAGUCAUGGACCUUACCAAACAACUUCAGGUCAGCGAGAAGAACUGGGCUCAGGAGAAAGCGGAGCUCCUAAGCCGGUUCCAGGAGGAAAGGAAACAGUUCUCACAGCAGAUAAACGAGCUACAGGAUAAACUCAAACAGUUCCAGAUGGUAACAGAUUCCGAGAUGAAGGAGGAUCCUGAGAGGCGGAGCAGCUGCUGGAAAGAGGCUCUUAAUGACAAUCUACAAGAUAAGGAUAUAGACUGUGACAUAGAUGCAAGUCGGACCGGCUUAAAAAGGGCUAAGUCUGUAUCAUCUAUGUCAGAGUUUGAAACUUUACUCGACUGCUCCCCUUAUCUACCCAACAACAAAUCCUCUAUCAAUGGCGAGAAAACCAAAGCAAAGUUAGAACUUUUAUCUUCUCAACUCCUUCCUAAAAGCCCUAUUGACUCUGAUCACAAUCAAAAACAUUGUACUUAUUUGAAUAAUGAAAAAGCCUUGUCUGCACACUUUGCUAAGGAAAACCUAGGUAUCUCCUCUUGGGAUUUCACAAUGGCCAAGACUGCUAAUAAUGUGGAUACAGGACAAAAACAAAUACAGAGAAGUUACACUGCCCCAGACAGGACAGGGAUCCGAAUUUAUUACAGUCCUCCAGUUCUACGACGACUUGAUCUUCUUCCUUUGGUCCAAAGCAAAGAAGGAAAGCAUAUGGCAGAGCCAGGAUUCUUGUUUACCAUGGCCAAGCCUACCAAAAUGGAAAAGUCAGAUGUAUUGGCUGGCGAUACAUACAGUAGGUGGCUGUGUAAUUUAUCUAAAAAGCAACAAGAUCUAUUGGACAGCGGGGCUGUAAAGGAUUCUUCUACUUCUGUUCCUGGAUUCCCAACUUCACUGGGUGGUUUUGAGAUUUCAGGCAACAUGAGCGAUGAUAUGAAAGAAAUAACCAAUUGUGUCAGACAAGCAAUUCGCUCUAGUUCUCUUGAAAGAAAAACAAAAAACACCACAAGUCAAACUGUGGGACUCUCUACAGUGGGAGUACAGACUGUUCAAAUGGUGAACAUUGGCCUUCAAACUGAUUUACCAAGAGCAAGUCUUCAUACAAAGAGCUGGUCCCCCCGAGGGUCUUUGUUGUCUGCCAGGAGCAAACAUAUCUCAACAUCGUUGGACAAAGUUCACUCCAAGAUAGAUCGCCCAUGCUGUUCUCCCAAGUUUGGCUCACCUAAGUUGCAGAGAAGAUCAUCAUCGUCCAAACUGGAUAUUUCCAAGGAUCGGAGCUUAUGGAACCUUAACCAAAACAAAUCUAAUGGUUCUGCCUGGGCAAGGUCAACUACAACCCGAGAUAGCCCAGUGUUAAGUAAUAUCAAUGAUGGGUGCUCCAGUCUGUUUAAUUUAGUUGAUCACAACGGGAGUACAGAAUCACUGUGUAAAACAAGUCAAACUGAGGUCAGAAAUAAAGGUGAUACAACCAAGUAUGGCAUUGUGCAGGAAUUCUUAAGAAAUGUAUGUGGGCGGACAACACAAAACUCAAGUGCUACAAGUGAAAAGAAGGAGGUGGAAGACUGUAAUAAAAAACCUGACAACCAUGACCAGUGUUCUUCCACAGUGUGUCACCCAUCUUACAAUGUCUCUAGAUUGCUAAGCAAGAAGAUACCAAGACAGCAUAUUAAUGAUGAGCAGAAGCCAUCUGUUCCAAACCAAGGAAACAAAGAUGGAAUCUCUAAGGAGAGUGAAGUCAAUUCAACCACUACUAAUGAAGAUUACUCCUGCAACUGUAACUCCCAGCCUGUCACCUCCUGCUUCUCCAGACCAUCCCGGUCUCAUCUGCGUCAAGCCCACAUCAGCUGCCUUCUCCAUCCUGACACAGCUCUCGCAGAGGAUAAAGCAGGUUCUUCCUGCAACUGAGGAAAUCUUAACCAUCACUUGUUUUCACAUGGGCUCCAAAUCGUCUCACAGGAGCCAUUGCAAUGCAAUAUUUACAGAGCGAUGACAUACUUUAACCCUUUCACUGUCCAUUGCUUUAAAACUUUUGCUAUGGUAGUGAAAGGGUUGCAGUUUAAUGACACCAUGACUUAACAGUAGAUCCAAAAAGUCAGUAAGAAAUGAUUAGGGGCUAACCAAGGAACGCAGUACAAAUCGCCUCACUGCAAUGAUUGCACUGGGAUCUGAAAAGGGUGCCAUUUUUGAUGCAACCCUUAUACACAUUUGUAUACAUACUAUAAUCUUCACUUGGUGGCACAGACCUUAUUUACAACUUUGCUGGGUCCUAAUAGUAGCACUUAAUCCUUUUGAUAUUGUGUGUAACUGUAGAGUAAUAACUACUUUAAUAUAAAUGCAUAUACACAGCGAGUUUUCAAAGUGCAGCUUUGUAUAUGUAUUUAUGGAGAGUGCAAUUAACCACUUUGCGGCCGGGUGUGCUGUCUUAUAAUUUUCCAUGUCACUUAUCUUUGCUUUGUUUGGUCUUAACUGGACGUCUCCUUUAUUUGGUUCCUUCUCUGUUCUAUCCAAACCUUAAAAUGGAGUCAUUCCUUUUAUUUUUGUAAGUCUUUUUAAUGUUGUCUAGAUGCCUUAAACUGCCUUGUGUUUUUCAGUUUAUUCUUCGCCUGCACAAACUAUACAGCCC